Molecule: messenger RNA, 4159 nt
Organism: Anneissia japonica
Lineage: Eukaryota; Metazoa; Echinodermata; Crinoidea; Comatulida; Comatulidae
Exons: 9
Coding region: 1-1914 (637 amino acids)
Biological process (GO): signal transduction
Source: RefSeq, a predicted model, not a curated record
AUGCUAAAAGUUGUGUUCAAAGACCAUUUAGCAACUUAUAAUUUGUUCAACGCUACAAGAACGAUUGAUAUUUUGAAUUUAUUGCAUGGUGCUGGUUGUCUGAGUCGGACUGACCUUACUUUACUUUAUGAAACCAUAGAACUCACUAAGCAAAAUGGACUGGAGGAAGAAAUUAAGGAAAUGUUACCGUCACUCCCAAAUAUUAGGCCUAUUGAUGUUGAUAGGCCUUUUUCAAGGUUCUCACCUCUCAGGCAAAAAAUCGUAAUGUUUGGAUUCGAAUUGAAUAAUGAAGACAUAGAAGCAAUCGAUGGGAAUAUUAAUAUUCCAAACAAGGACUAUGUUGAUAGCUGGAGUAUGAUCAGCGAUUUAGAACACAGGCUGAUAAUUUGUGAAAAAGAAAUAGAAAAAUUCAAAGGAAUAUUGAUGACGCUUAAGCUCGAUAAUGCCAGAAAAGUAUUUGAAGAAGGUGUUACUCCAAACCGCAAACGGAAUAUUCGAACAUAUCAGGAUGAAGGGCCUAAAGAAAAGGAAAGAAAAGUAGAACAAUCAAUAGAAAGUCCAAUAAACGCUAACCCGGGAAGUAGUCUCCGAUCUGAUGUGGGAAGCAGUCUCCGAUCUGAUGUGGGAAGCAGUCUCCGAUCUGGUGUGUCAGUACAGAUGAGUGAGAAGAAUCAGGGGUAUAUAAUGCUAAGCUAUAACCAUACCCACCAGAAAGUCAUAAAAAUCAUAAGAGAUCGAUUGAGGGAACUGACUUACGACGUCUGGAUUGAUAUAGAGAAAAUGACUGGAUACGUUAAAAGUACGAUGAAGAAAGCCGUCAAAGAUGCUGGCAUAGUUCUCAUAUGUUUGUCAAAAAAAUACGAAAAAAGUAGGAACUGCAAAUUCGAAUGUGAUCGCAUUAAGGAAUACAACAAGCCUUUCAUUCCGCUGAUCAUGGAUGACUUUGACAAAAACAAUUCAUGGCUUGAAGACCUUAUUGAUGAUCGCGUGUAUGUACCCUUUAGGGAAGAGGCGAAACUUGACGAAGGCUUUACGAAACUGCAAAAAGAACUAAUCGGCAAUAAAUGGGAAGAUUUAGCUCCCAGAUCAGCCACUAAAUCUAAACAAGGAAACGUGAAAACAACUGACAGUUUGUCCCAGCCAAGCAGCGAUUCAAACAAGGACGGAGCCCUGCCUACCACACACACACAAAGCAUACCACCGACCGAUCAGAGUACCUCCGCUGAAGUGCCUCCGAACCAAUCGGCACUGGGCGAUAUCCACCAUCUCCCUUCUGAAGACAAGAAUCUUGAUGAGGAAGUACAACAUCCACAUCCAAGUGUGCUUCUACCCUCUUUUGUACAAACAGCAUCUCAGCCCACCACAAGUUUAAACCAAUUGCAAGUACCAGAACCAAGGUUUACAAGAAUGAUAGAAGACAUCUCAAAGAACAGCCGUGAAGACAUAAACAUAUGGAAAGUAGCCCUCAAAGAUCACAUUAAUGACGUCAGUAUAUUAGACAAAGCUGAAUGUGCAAAACCACUGUUAAAUACAUUAAUAAGAGGUUCAGUUCUAGAGGAAGGGGAUGUAAGCAUCAUAUUAGAGACCAUAAAACUAACAGGUGCUUUGCAUUUGAAGAAAUACAUCCCCAAUUGCCCACCACCUGAAAAUAUAGUAAUCACUCACUUUACAAAAUUUAGGCAAUCUGUUAUUGCUUUCGGAAUGAAACUCAAUAGCAAUGAUGUUGAGUUGAUUGCAGAGAGUUAUAAUCGCCGUUGUAAAAUUAAUCGUCAGUACAAUGAUAAAUGGUCACUGAUACGGGACUUGGAAAGAAAUGCCAUAUUAACGGAUGAUACUACUUCUUUGGAUGGUUUCAAAUCUGACUUAAAUAUGCUGGGACUGCAGGUAUUAAGUAAAUUGCUUGAAAAGAGUUAAAAUGUAUUUCAUAGUCAUCUAAUCCCAGCAUACAUCCAUGAAUUAAUAAUAAAUCCAUUUCAACAAGAUAUUUCGUGUCAGCGAAUAAUCGAUCUUAACUCAAAACAGAAGAUUUCACGCUAUUAUCAUUGCCUAGAGGUUUUCACCACUCCAAAUUUGUUAGGCAAUCAAGAUAAUUAACACAAGUAUCUAGAAUGACCCCCUGGGUAGGUUCUGAUCAUAAGAAAACCUUGAAAACUUAAAAUCUUGGUAAUUUGAACUCAUAGAGCACAUGGACCACAUUUUAUCACAACAAAGUUUAAAAAUGUACAGCACCAAAACAAUGCUAUACCAUUAUAGUUAGAAAAGUGAUAAUGUGAUAUAAGACUGCUACUACUCCAGAGAGCAGCCACAUUCCUAUCGUAAUACAUUGGGAAAAACUUGCAAAAAGAAAAAUAUUAAGUGAUUGUAAAGAAAAUUUAAUACGUGUAUAUAGAUCACAUUUUGUCACAACAAAGUACUAUAUGUAGAUCACAAAAUUUAAAAUCUUACAUAAUAUCGGGUCUGGAAGAUAAUGUAAGACGCCUACGAAAUACUCUUUCCACUAGCAACAUUCCUACCAUAAUUCAAUAUUGACGACGUUAUUUUACUUUCAAAUGAUAAUGUCAAUUUUGUGUAUAUUUCAUGGAAAAAUACAUCUUUAAUAAACAGCAAAAUGUGUUUAGUUAAUAUGUUAAUUACAGUAGAAAUUUGAAGUUUUAUGAUAACGUUUGCUAUGUCGGUGAACAACCAAGUGUUUAGUUAGUAUAAAGACUUCAGCAGGAAUUUUAAGUUUCAUAAUGUUUGUUGUGUGAAUGGACAACCAAGUGUGUUUAGUUAGUAGGCCUAUAUUAGUUUUAGUUGAAAUUGUAAGUUUCAUGAUAAAUUAUGUUGUGGUAAUGAACAACCAAAUGUAUAUUAGUUUCAGUAGAAAUUUUAAGUGUCGUGAUAAAAUUUGCUUUGUUAAUAAACAAAAAUGUUUUAGUUUAGUAAAAAAAUAUAGAAUUGCUUAAUGUGUCUUUAUAGAAAACAUUAGGCAGUAGUAAACUAUAUUGGUUGUGGUAAUUCAAAAUUAUUACUGUAGAUAUGUUAUCUUAAGCACAUUGUGUAAACUUUUAAUAUGUAAUAAAUGGUACACUUUUAUACUAAGGAUUAGAAUUUCCCAUAGUUUGGAUCAGUGGUGGCUCUAGGAUAUAUUUUCUGGGGGAGGGGGCUAAGUUGUCCGACAGGGGGAUUGAGCUCGUAGGCUCGCGGAAGAAGGGGAUGAGUGGGGGUUCCCCUCCUAAACAAGAUUUUUCUUUUAAGAGCAACCUCUGGAUGGCCGGAAAUGGCACUCUCAGACUAUGAUAGACAUUUGUUGGCUUGCUGUUGGCCUAUUUUUAUAUGUUUUAUGGUCUGACUGCCCGACGAGCUCUGUCCGGCAAGGGGGGGGGGUGGGGCUUGACCUGUCUGGUGGGGGACCUUAAACCCCCUGUCCCUUCGCUGGCGCCGCCACUGGAUAGGAUACAUUAUUGUAGAACUUUACUUUUUGGGAGUUGUCCAUACUUGACAGCGGUAGUGUUUAUAAGUAAAUUUGGUAUACUUAGAUUAGUAUGAAGUAUUUUCUUUUUAGGUAUGUGUUCAAUCGAUGUACAAACACAACUUUAUUAACAAUACAGGAUAUAGGAGCGAUGAUUUGCCACCUUACCUGACGUAUUAUCGUACCAAAUACUCAGUACGUUCCAAAAUCGCAAGUGAUUUGGGUAGGAUCGAACCCACGACCUCCAUAUAACUAGCCUAUGUAAUAAAAGGAUAACUGUAGAACUGUUUCAUUGAUAGUCCACCAAGCACAAUGAAUGUGAAAUUACUGCAAUGUUAUCAACAUGACAAUAAUAAUACGCAAACCAAGUAAAGCUAUUCAAAUAAAUAAGAUAAUUUGAAUAAAACUACCAACCACAAACCAUUAUGACACAGCAAUUUACUCAGGGUGACAUAAACGCCCCAUUUAAAUCUUUUACAGCCUCAAAACCCCAUUUAUGGAUCCUAAUUGCAGAUUUGUAUACAAAUUUUAGCACAUUUUUCAUGCUGAUCGAUCUCCUAUUCUUUCAACAUUUUUGAAGUCAAUUCAUUGUGGUGUUCAGGGCGGGUGUAACUUAACUUUUGUGAAAAUUACGUGUCGCCACCUGCAAACGUUGAUGAAAGCGAUUAGUUUUGUAUGUUUAGUGGUUAGUGUUAUACCCACAGUGAA